AUGGGGCCGAUCAAUCGAGUCCAAAGAGUUGGAGCACAAGCCAUUGUGGGGGCAUUCCUCACGGUCGCGACCAGCGUAGCGGAGGCGGAGGCCCACAUUGCCACCGCACGACACCGAUUCUGGAGACGGGCCGUGAAGAUGUGGACAGACAUGCAUACCCUGCCUGAAACUAACCCGCUCCGCAGGGGCACAGACCGGAUCAGAAAGUUCAGACGAUAUCAUCGCUCGCCGCUGUAUCAUGUAGCGGACGCGCUUAAGCAUUUCGAUAUGGAGACACUGGAAACAAUCAACCCGUUCACGUUGGCCCCCUGGGACGAACGCGUGCAGGCCAAUGUUGAUGGACAAGAUGAGCCUCAGACUGAAGCGGGCGGAUUGAUGCAGAUCGCGCUCAGCAGCUCGGCACGGAACGAGCUGGUGGGGUUUGGAGUCGCAAGCGAGAAACAGCCUCCUAGAAAUCGAAAAUUGAAGCUCAAAACCUUUUCCACCACAUUGGGCGCGAGAGCAGAGCAAAACCCGUUCUCUGCAGAGCUGGCAGCCAUGGCACAUGUGUUGAAAAUGGUAGUGGGAAUCAAAGACUACAAAAUUACGUUGCUCACAAGCAACAAGGCGGCGGCGCUCACGCUAAGGAACCUCGACGACAGUCUGGCCAGGAGUUGUAAGCUGUUAGGUCUGGCUAAAGAACAGGCCAGAGCUGCGACACAAGAAGAUGCUCUCCCACAAGAACGCGUCCCGAGGAUGAAGUCGACAACAUUGAAUAUCGCACGGUCCCAAGCAGUCCCCAGCAGUGAGCUACCAGAGAACAUAGGAAGACACGCAAAACGAGUAGAUGCCGCACUGCCAGGCAAACACACCCGGCAGUUGUAUGAUCGCCUAAUGUGGAAAGAAGCGAGCGUACUGGCCCAACUCCGAACCGGCAUGGCUAGACUCAAUGGAUAUCUCAAUCAAAUUAAUGUUGUAGAGACGGAUCAAUGCGAUUGCGGACAAGCAAGAGAGACCGUGGAGCACUUCCUCUUCCGCUGUCGGAAGUGGACUGCGCAUCGGACGGAACUAUUAGAAUGCACCCAGACUCGCCGAGGAAACAUCUCCUUCGCCCUUGGGGGGAAGCAGUCUUCUGAUGAUCAGAAGUGGACGCCAAAUCUAGAGGCAGUACAGGCCUCCAUACGUUUCGCCAUCACGACGGGCCGACUCAAGGCUACUUGA
Molecule: messenger RNA, 1200 nt
Organism: Penicillium angulare
Lineage: Eukaryota; Fungi; Ascomycota; Eurotiomycetes; Eurotiales; Aspergillaceae
Exons: 2
Coding region: 1-1200 (399 amino acids)
Source: RefSeq, a predicted model, not a curated record